Molecule: messenger RNA, 1860 nt
Organism: Colletotrichum spaethianum
Lineage: Eukaryota; Fungi; Ascomycota; Sordariomycetes; Glomerellales; Glomerellaceae
Product: cell division control protein 18
Exons: 2
Coding region: 1-1860 (619 amino acids)
Biological process (GO): cell division; DNA replication initiation; mitotic DNA replication checkpoint signaling
Cellular component (GO): nucleus
Molecular function (GO): DNA replication origin binding; ATP hydrolysis activity
Source: RefSeq, a predicted model, not a curated record
AUGUCUCGUGCCUCACUCGGCAAGCGGACGAGGUCUGUCCACGAUCAAGCUGCUGCCGAAGCAACUUUUCUCACGAUUUGUCCAGACGAGGCCCAGCUUCCCGCCAAGCGCACCAGACGACAAACCCGAGCUGCACUGAACAACGACGAGAACGCAGACCCUGAGGGAGCAGCCACGCCCGAGCUCGACUGCCAGCUUGACGACGACGAUGCCUACGUGGAACCGGCUUCGAAGAGAAUCAAGCGUUCCCGCUCCCAAACCUUCCCGAAGACGAUGCCAAUUACGCCUCAGACCCCACGACACCGUGACGUCUUCGCCAACUCUCCCUCCACGCCCCGGCAGGUGGUUAAGUCUGCCGGGAAGCUCUUCCAGAGGUUGACGCCUCAGUCUCCUCUCACGCCCGGCUCUCUUCAGACCGUUUAUCACUCUGCUCGACAGCUCUUUGCCCGGGGUGCCGAUCCGGGCCAGCUUGUGGGACGCGAGAGGGAGCGAGAGCAAUUGGCUCAUUUCGUUCAACGAUGCUCUUCCUCGACGCCGAACGGAUGCCUCUAUGUCAGCGGCCCCCCUGGAACGGGAAAGAGUGCAAUGGUCAAGGAGAUCACAGAAGAGUUGACGCAGUCACCCGCGGUACGACAAGCAUACGUCAACUGUAUGAGCGUCAAGUCUUCCAAGGAUCUUUACAACACCCUGUUGGAGCUCCUGGGUUACGACAGCGACCUCUCCGAAACUCUGGCCAUGGAAGAGUUGCAGAAGGUAUUCGUUACCAAGAAGAAGGACUCACCUGUUUACCUGCUUGUCCUGGACGAGAUCGAUCACAUCUUGACUAUGGGCCUGGAGAGCUUGUACCGGUUGUUUGAGUGGUCUCUGCAGCAACCGUCUCGGCUUGUUUUGGUCGGCAUUGCGAACGCACUCGAUCUCACGGACCGUUUUCUGCCACGGCUCAAAUCCAAGAACCUCAAACCAGAGCUUCUUCCUUUCCACCCGUACUCGGCCGCCCAGAUCAAGAGCAUCAUAACCACGCGCCUGAUGACUGUGUUGCCAAUCGACAACAAGGACAAGACACUCCCCUUUUUUCACCCCGCAGCCAUUGAACUGUGCUCAAGAAAGGUGUCGAGCCAGACGGGAGACUUACGCAAAGCCUUCGAAAUUUGUCGACGCGCGCUGGAUGUUGUCGAGUCAGAGACCAGGCGCCAACACGAGGAUGAGGCAAGGGAGAAAGUUCUGCAGAUGACACCGUCUCGGAAGCCUCUCGGCGAAAACACCAACAUGGCCGGCUCCAGCGGGUCCUCAAGGAGCGUCUCUCACGUCGCAGCAGCGUCCCUCAAGGCACUGACGAUCGAGAAUGCCCCGCGAGUGCUCCUGAAGCAUUUGAACCAAGUCACACAAGCAGCGUUCAGCAACGGAACCAACCAGCGACUGAAAGCCCUCAACCUCCAGCAAAAGGCGGCACUCUGCUCGUUGGUUGCCCUCGAAAAGCGCAACCGAGCGGCAAAGAUGGCUACUGGCCUGACCACACCUACCAAGUCGCAGACGCUGGCACCUACAGUCAAGACUCUGUACGACACGUAUUCUGUUCUUUGCACACGUGACUCAGUUCUGCACCCGUUGUCAAGCUCUGAGUUUCGAGAGGUCAUGGGAAGUUUGGAGACAUUGGGUCUAAUCAACCCUGUUGAUGGAAAGACGGGCGGUCUUGUGGUGACACAGACACCAAGCAAGAGAGGACGAAAGUCUGCGCUUCCUACAGGGGGGGAAGACAGGCGAGUGGCCAGCUGCGUCGGCGAAAAGGAAAUGGAAAAUAUUGCCGAGGGCGUUGGUGCAGGAAUUCUGUCGAGCAUCCUCAGCGGCGAUGCGUUGGAUUGA